This is a messenger RNA of Vitrella brassicaformis, 1322 nucleotides long. NCBI's taxonomy places the organism in Eukaryota, Vitrellaceae. The record is from the annotation of a GenBank genome assembly.
CAGCCAAUUAUCAAUUAUUGUCACAUAUAUCUAAGCGCAUGUGUCAUCUCAUAGGUCCCAACUCGCUGCUCAGAUAGAUGUAGUUCGUCGGGAACUCGGUGCUGUACCGACAAGGAGAAGAGCUGCUGGUGGUCUGCAGGCGUCGUUCUCUCUGUGUGCCCCCCUCUGCCUGUCCCCUGCUCUCCUGCCGGAUACGUCCGUCUUUAAUGCGGUCGGCGAUGAUCAUCGGCUCGUGACCAGGCCGAUGCAGAGUGGCGAAUGCUGCAUACAUUCGAACGCGUGUCUCGAUUGAAUGGGUCACAUGAUUUGAUAGACGCACCUGGCGAGACCUCCAUCUUGUCUCUGCAUAGGCCGAUGGUCGCCUGGCGGGUGCCCUGCUGGAGCACACCGCGCUUCACACUCGUGACCUGCGAAGACGAGACAAGCAGUUACGACAUACUUAGUCUCCGCAUGUGUGCAUCUGUGGCGGCUCUGACCGUGUAUAUGGCCCGUUCUUUCGUGUCAGGCAGGGCAAAGUAUAGCCGGUUCAUCUUGCGAAGCUUGGUCAGUGGCAUGUCCAGCAGGUCGAAGAGCUCGAUGUCUGUCGUGGCGUCAAGGAUGCCUGAGCAAACAGAACAUGGCGAGAGCGUUGUGGCUGGUGUGGGCUGAUAGUCGUAUGUAUGGAUGGGCGACUGGCUUUGGUAUGCUCACUGACUGACUGAUGGGUUGGUUGUCGGUUGACACAAGCUGCGAGUCCUCUACCUUCACGUCUCGAGACACUGCCAGCAUCGAUACAUCCAUGGCCACACAUCAAUGGAAUGGGGCUCGGCUGGGUGCACACCUUUGUUGGCCCAGACACAGAGGCCGAAAAGAACGCCUGAAUGCCGGCCAAGAGGCAAUCGAAGUCAAGUGCAAUAUGUUCACUUUUGCGCACCGAUGGAGACGCAGUAGAGGCCGAACAGCACGCCCAGCGUCACGCUCCAUCGCCUGCGAGACGUCUUGGUUGCCAGCAAAGUGCUGCAAACAGGGUAGACAUGGCGUAUUGGAGGAGAUACAGCCGAUGAAAUGGCCUCUCCUUUGUCCGUCGUUAAAUACCGAGCUGCUGCAGCACACUCCUCGAGGCUUACCACGCCGUCGCCGUCGGUGUCCCACUGCUGCAGCAGUUUGAGGACCUCCCUGUCGGCGCUGAGGCCGAACAAGCUUGCCAUGGCCGCCACGGAGCUCUUCCUCCUUGCUCUUCCUCCAUACUUGCUCAAAGCCGAUGCCUUCCUCUCAUCCAUCCUCGCUCGAAAUUCCAAGGGUCUUUCAGUGGGGCUGCGUAGUGGACUCAAGGGGGGGAAUGC